Suillus subaureus is the source of this 318-nucleotide messenger RNA. RefSeq lists its product as uncharacterized. NCBI's taxonomy places the organism in Eukaryota, Fungi, Basidiomycota, Agaricomycetes, Boletales, Suillaceae. The record is from RefSeq and is a predicted model, not a curated record. The transcript has a single exon. The annotation marks the transcript as partial.
GAUGGACUCUGCAUUGACAGCGAGUGCUUUGCAGUCUGCAAAGACAGGAAGGAGCCAAUACACUGUGCAAAAUGUCAGCAGUACAGUCACAUUGCAUGCAACUGUACUAUGUCACUCGACACCUGCAGCACCUGCAGUAGCAAACACCACACCACCCAAUGUACUGCAUAUUGCACCACCUGUUGUGUGAACUGCAAGAGUUCUACUCACACAAGCUGGAGUAGGAAGUGUCUGGAGUUCAUUUGCAGAUGUGAACUCCUGGAUGAAAAAUACCCAGAAAAUAGAAUGCCUUACUUCCCUACUGAGUCUGCCUGGACC